Molecule: messenger RNA, 510 nt
Organism: Mesorhabditis spiculigera
Lineage: Eukaryota; Metazoa; Nematoda; Chromadorea; Rhabditida; Rhabditidae
Source: the annotation of a GenBank genome assembly
AUGGCUCCGCUUGCGUUUUGGAAUCGACUGGAUCAAAGUGGCAAAGUUCAACCCGCUUUCAUGGAGGAGGCCCUCCAGGAGGCCAUCAACGGAAUGACAUCCGGCCAAGGUGGCCCUUUCGGAGCCGUCAUCGUCAAGGACGGCAAGAUCGUCGCCCGAGGACAUAACAGAGUUCUUGCCACUAAUGACCCAACUGCUCACGCAGAGGUGACCGCCAUCCGGAAUGCUUGCGAAAUCUUGAAGUCAUUCGACCUGAGCGGGUACGAGCUGUACACCUCCUGCUAUCCAUGCCCAAUGUGUAUGGGCGCAGCUCUAUGGGCUCGUGUUGACGCCAUCUACUACGGUGCCACCGCCGAACAGGCCGCCGAAAUCGGCUUCUCCGACGCUGAAUUCCACGACUUCCUGAAAAACCCAAAGACUGACUCGAAACGCGCUCUAGAAUGCAUCUCGCUGGAUGAUGUCACGAAACCGUUCCGAAUGUGGCACGAAAUGGAGCACAAGACGCUUUAU